Messenger RNA from Trichogramma pretiosum, 1674 nucleotides. RefSeq names its product sorting nexin-16 (gene Snx16). Gene Ontology annotation, cellular component: late endosome; early endosome; extrinsic component of endosome membrane. Gene Ontology annotation, biological process: protein targeting to lysosome; early endosome to late endosome transport; endosome to lysosome transport. NCBI's taxonomy places the organism in Eukaryota, Metazoa, Arthropoda, Insecta, Hymenoptera, Trichogrammatidae. The record is from RefSeq and is a predicted model, not a curated record. Gene Ontology annotation, molecular function: phosphatidylinositol binding. Bases 304 to 1098 code for a protein of 264 amino acids. The transcript has 5 exons.
GUCAACUGCUCACUGGAGAAUGCAUUUUAGGCCAUCCGCACAUUUGUGCGAAUUGUUUUAGCUCUCGAGUGCUUCGUGCAGUUUUAUCGCCAGAGCGACGUGGGAGAGGUUAUAAGUAUAGAUUUCACGAAAUUAACGUCGAGUGGUGAGCUGUCAUCUGUCGAAUUCAAAACAAACACAAGCACACGAAAAAGCUCAACUAUGUAACACCUGUAGAGCUGGGGCAGUGGCGUCUUAUAUAUUAUCAGCACUCGACGUUUCGUUUCUCGCCACUACACUGUACUCGUUUGAGUACUAAGCAGAAUGUCAAGUUUAGAAGCAAGUGCUACUAGCUGUGUCAGCGAAGUGACUCUUGCUAUAAGCAGGACCAAACUUUCAAAUCCAGUUGAUAAUUCAAGAGUUUUAGAUAGUCCUGAUUCAUCGAGUUCUGGAAAUUCAAAUUCCUUCACUAUACAGAGAUAUGAUUAUACAGAUGAUGAAAGUCAGAAUGGAAAUUCAGAAUAUCAAGAAUCACAAGAAUCGAGUACCAAUGAUAAUGAUUUGAGAAUACCUAUCGUUGGCUAUGAAGUUAUGGAAGAAAGAGCUAGAUUUACAGUGUACAAAUUAAAAGUUGAGUUCAAAAAUGGAAAUUGCUGGUUUGUGUUUCGCCGUUAUACAGAUUUUGUCCGCUUGCUCGCACAGCUUAAAAGACUAAAAGCUCCAAUUUCUCAUCUUUCGUUACCCAGAAAAAAGUGGAUUGGUGAUAAUUUUGCCCCCAGCUUUCUCGAAGAUAGAAUUACAGGUUUACAGUCUUUUGUCAAUGGGCUGUUAAAUAGUUCAGAUUUAGUUAUAUUACCUUGUGUGAGAGAAUUUUUUUGUCUUGAUGAACCACCAGCUUUAUCAGAUACUGUAGAAGAAUCAAGGGCUAUUUUUGAAGCUCUUGAAGAUACAAUUUACCAUUUACGUCAACAAUUAAAAGAGAAAGAAAAAGCAUUAGCAUCUGAAUCGACUCUUUGUAAUGAAUUAAGAAAAAAACUGCACACUCUCUUAAGUGAAUCUCAAAACUGCUCAAAUUGUGGCGCAAUUAACAAGUACUCUAGUAUGGAUUUGGAGACUUGAGGAAAAUAUGCCUUGUACUUAAUUUCAUUUUAUUACAUGCACUUAAGUUAAAAAAAAUUUCUUUUGCAAAACGAUCUGAUUCAUAAGACUGAUGGAAAAAAAGGAACAAACUUAACAUUUCAGAAUUAUUUAGAUUGCAAAAGAUAGAUUAAUCAAUCAAGUAUUAUGACAACUAAAGAGUUUUCAAAAUAGAGUAAAGUGACCUUAGUACUGCCUUACUAGAAUAAGCUAGUAUUUCGAGAACUUCCAACUAAAGAAUAACUUCCAAAAAUGAUUCGAGUAUGUAAUCAUAAAAAUCAUAUAAAAAAUAUUUGUUUCAGAAAAUCUAUUUAUUUAGAUAAUGUGAAUGGAAUUAUAUGGCUGCUACAUUGUUGAAAAAUUAUUUAUUUUAAUAAGUGAUAUUGUGAAAGUAAAAUUGUUAUAAAGAAAAUUGUAAUUUAAUUUAUGUACAUCAAAUUCUUUAUGUUUUUGUUAAACUUAGUGAAGAUAGAGUAGAAUGAUUAUAUAUAUUUCAUAGCAAAUGAGCUACUAUCUACAUAAGAAAAAUACUAUAGUUGAAUAAUAUUUUUAUACGAU